UACAAAGUAUAUAUAUUCUUGAUCGUCAUAAAAAUCUAAGACGAUCUAGCCAUGUCCGUCCGUCUGUCUGUUGAGAACACGAUACAGUCUUUAAAAAUUGAGAUAUUGAGCUGAAAUUUUGCACAGACUCGUAUUUCUUCUAUACGCAGGUUAAGUUCUUGAAUGGGCAAAAUCUGACGAUAUUUGGAUAUAGCUGCCAUAUAGACCGAUUUAGGGUCUUCAGGCCAUAAAGACCGCAGUUUUUGUACGAUGUCGAUGAAAUUUGAAGCAAUGAGUUGUACUUAGAGCCACGACAUCCAAAGUUCGGCACGGCCGAACUUAAUGCGUUUUUACUUGUUUCUCAUUCUUUUGAAAUUUAUAGGGAGAUUGGAGCAGACUUUUAAAAGGAGACGUCCACGAGUUUACAAAGAAAGAGUUGAUCCAUUUUCUAUUCCGUACCAUCACUUUAAAGCCAAAUAUCGGUUUAAUAAAUCAACGGCAAAAAAAAUUAUUGGUCUAAUAAAAAAUGAUAUUAAAUUAAGCAAAAGAGGGCAUGGGACUCCGGCCGAACUACAAGUUAUGGUUGCUUUGCGUUGUUGGGGUCGCAGAGAGGUUCAAGAUGAUGCGGGAGAUUUGCACGGAUUAGCCCAACCAAUGGUUUCAAGAAUAUGCAAUAGAGUUGCUCGCGCUUUGGCUCGUCAUGGUAUGGAAUACAGAAAUAUGCUGACAUCUCUCGAAGAGCAAGCCGUAAUAAUGAGAGAUUUUAAGGCCAUUAGAAACUUUCCGGGCGUUAUUGGAGCAAUUGAUGGAACUCAUGUUAAAAUAAAAAAAACUGGUGGAGAUCUUGCCCAAUAUUAUAUAAACCGGAAAGGAUUCUAUUCACUGAAUGUACAGGUUGUGUGUGAUGCCCAAUUGAAAAUUCGCGACAUAGUUUCUAGGUGGAGAGGAAGUACUCAUGAUUGUCGGAUAUUUAAUGAAUCUUCUAUUAAGGAACGAUUUGAAAAAAAAGAAUUCAGGGGUCGUUUACUUGGAGAUUCAGGAUAUCAGUUGACGCAUUAUCUAUUUACUCCUCUCCUCCGCACUAACAACGAAAAGGAAGAACGCUGCAAUGUUGCUCAUAUUGCAACAAGGAAUACAGUAGAGAGGUGUUUUGGGGUGUGGAAGCAGCGAUUUCGUUGUGUGUUAGAUGGAAUGACGGUUAGUCUAUCAAAUGCGAAGACUGUUAUCGUUGCACUUGCUGUGCUUCACAACAUUGUAUAUUUUUAUUAAUAAUUUGACAUUGUCAAAUAGCCGGAAUUGCCAGAUAAAACUUCAAAAAAUUCUAAAAAUGUUUCAUAGUUAUUUGACUGUUAUUAUGUGUUUGUGAAUACACAAUU
Stomoxys calcitrans (stable fly) is the source of this 1355-nucleotide messenger RNA. Its product is annotated as putative nuclease HARBI1. Bases 322 to 1248 code for a protein of 308 amino acids. The transcript has 3 exons. The record is from RefSeq and is a predicted model, not a curated record. NCBI's taxonomy places the organism in Eukaryota, Metazoa, Arthropoda, Insecta, Diptera, Muscidae.